AUGAUAAUAGGCUGUCGAUCGGUGGAGUCCUACCGCAAGCUGAAUCGAAUCGAAGAAGGCACAUAUGGCAUAGUAUAUAGGGCGCAGGAAACUUCAACCGGAGAAAUAUAUGCGCUCAAGCGGUUGAAGCUGGAGCGAGAGAAAGAGGGGUUUCCAAUAACCUCUCUGAGGGAAAUAUAUGCUCUUUCCAAGCUCUCUCCGCACCAAAAUAUUGUACGCUUAAAGGAGAUCGUCGUCGGAAAAUCCAUUGAUCAUGUAUUCAUUGUGAUGGAGUUUAUUGAUCAUGACUUGAAAUCUCUUCUUACAAGACACAAAGCAAGUGUAGAUCUUCCCCUCUCCAUCAAUAAUCCCCAGUUCCAAAUUUCGGAAAUCAAGACGAUAUUACGGCAGCUGUUGGAUGCAACUCGCCUCAUGCAUGACCAUUGGAUAGUUCACCGCGACUUGAAGACUUCAAACCUGCUUUUUACAAACACGGGCCUGAUUGGCACUCCUCCGCCGGCAUUAACACCUGUAGUUGUGACUCUCUGGUAUCGCGCGCCCGAGAUAUUACUGGGAGCCCCGACCUAUUCUUCCCCCGCAGAUAUUUGGUCGAUCGGCUGUAUUUUCGGUGAAUUGCUCUCUGGAAGGCCUUUAUUUCCGGGAACCUCUGACAUUGACCAGAUUAACCACAUAUUUAAAAUCCUUGGCUCUCCCACCAACGACAUUUGGCCAUCUUGGGAAACGCUUCCUGGUGCACGGCUGUUUUCAUCAUCUGUGUCGGCAGCCUCAAAUUCUAAUAGUCGCACCCACAAGUACAACCACCUGCGUGGGCUAUUUUCCAGCUCUGGUCUAAGCGAUAAUGCAUUUGACCUUAUGAAUAGGCUUCUUUUGUAUGAUCCAUCCAAACGGAUAACGGCCUUUGAGGCGCUUUCUCAUCCUUGGUUCGAAGAAUGUCCUCUUCCGAAGGACCCCUGUUUAUUUCCCACGUGGCCAUCACUUAACAUAAAGUCAAAGAAGCCUCAUUCAUCUAUUGCAUCUGAAACCGUUGGUGCUGAACACCAAGAGUCACAGAAAAAUAAAAAAAGAUGUUCUAGUUUUUCCGCAUAUGACUUUUUGCUGUAG
Molecule: messenger RNA, 1101 nt
Organism: Mitosporidium daphniae
Lineage: Eukaryota; Fungi; Microsporidia
Exons: 2
Coding region: 1-1101 (366 amino acids)
Biological process (GO): protein phosphorylation; regulation of mitotic cell cycle
Cellular component (GO): nucleus
Molecular function (GO): cyclin-dependent protein serine/threonine kinase activity; ATP binding
Source: RefSeq, a predicted model, not a curated record